CUGGGAAAUGAGAGCAAUUUCCUCUAUACAUUGUUGGAAUGCUACCGCCUCCGCCGCCUCGGCCGCCUCCGCCGCCUGCGAGAGCUCUACCUGGGAGAAAACCCCUUCUCCGGCACAUUACCGGUGAACCUGAGCUCCUGCACCAGCAUGACCAACAUUGGGCUCUACAACACCAAGCUUAGCGGGCGCAUCCCGGCUGAGCUCGGCGAGAAGCUCACGUCCCUGACAGUGAUCUCGCUGAGAAACAACAGCUUCACGGGGCUCAUCCCGGCGUCACUGGCCAAUCUGUCCCGUCUACAGGUCCUGGACCUCUCCGAUAACCAGCUCAUUGGCUCGAUUCCGCCGGGGCUCGGCAGCAUCCAGAGCAUGCGUUUUUUCAAUCUCUUUGGGAACAACCUCUCCGGUAUGCUUCCACCUUCUCUCUACAAUUGGUCGUCGAUGGGAGCAUUUGAAGUAGGGUUUAAUAUGUUGCAUGGGAACAUUCCGGACGAUAUUGAUAGCAAGUUCCCCAAGUUGUAUUAUCUUGGCUUGGGCACCAAUCACUUCACAGGAACCAUCCCUUCCUCAGUAUCCAACAUAUCUUCCCUUGAAACAAUUGGCCUCGACCACAAUGGACAAUAGGAUCUCAAC
Molecule: messenger RNA, 630 nt
Organism: Aegilops tauschii subsp. strangulata
Lineage: Eukaryota; Viridiplantae; Streptophyta; Magnoliopsida; Poales; Poaceae
Molecular function (GO): protein binding
Source: RefSeq, a predicted model, not a curated record